Messenger RNA from Canis lupus familiaris (dog), 1774 nucleotides. It is a transcript of the gene PAX2, whose product is annotated as paired box 2. The transcript is spliced from 13 exons. Gene Ontology annotation, molecular function: RNA polymerase II cis-regulatory region sequence-specific DNA binding; DNA-binding transcription factor activity, RNA polymerase II-specific. NCBI's taxonomy places the organism in Eukaryota, Metazoa, Chordata, Mammalia, Carnivora, Canidae. The record is from RefSeq and is a predicted model, not a curated record. Gene Ontology annotation, biological process: regulation of transcription by RNA polymerase II; anatomical structure development. Bases 299 to 1711 code for a protein of 470 amino acids.
GGUCAGGCUUCGGGCUCGGGGCCUGGCGGAGAAGAGGGUUAAUCAUUACUUCGCCACCCGCACAGCUUCACUCGCACUCUCUCACCCGGGCUUGGGGAGGAAGGGAAGAGGUAGUUGGCCGGAUGGGGACCUCGGCUUCGCCUGAACCAGCCUCUUCGGGCCAUCCAGAGACAGGAUAGAAGUCGGAUGGAAGCACCACCCCUUGCCCUGCCUAACCAGCCUAGGAUCCUUCCUUCCCUCUUUGUGGAAGGAUAAGGGUUCAGAAAACUGGGCACUUAUUCCUUAAUCUACCACAGAAAUGUUUGGUUCUCAAAGUGCAUUGGUCCAUGGAGUAGGCAAGACAGUCCUGAAGUUGAGUUUGAGAGGCGACACGGCGGCGGCGGCCGCGCUGCUCCCGCUCCUCUGCCUCCCCAUGGAUAUGCACUGCAAAGCAGACCCUUUCUCCGCGAUGCACCCAGGGCACGGGGGUGUGAACCAGCUCGGGGGGGUGUUUGUGAACGGCCGGCCCCUGCCCGACGUGGUGAGGCAGCGCAUCGUGGAGCUGGCCCACCAGGGCGUGCGGCCCUGCGACAUAUCCCGGCAGCUGCGCGUCAGCCACGGCUGUGUCAGCAAAAUCCUGGGCAGGUACUAUGAGACCGGCAGCAUCAAGCCCGGAGUGAUCGGAGGCUCCAAGCCCAAAGUGGCGACGCCUAAAGUGGUGGACAAGAUUGCUGAAUACAAGCGACAGAACCCAACUAUGUUCGCCUGGGAGAUCCGAGACCGGCUCCUGGCUGAGGGCAUCUGCGACAAUGACACAGUGCCCAGCGUCUCUUCCAUCAACAGGAUCAUCAGGACCAAAGUUCAGCAGCCUUUCCACCCAACGCCGGAUGGGGCUGGGACGGGAGUGACAGCCCCUGGCCACACCAUUGUUCCCAGUACGGCCUCCCCUCCUGUUUCCAGCGCCUCCAAUGAUCCAGUGGGAUCCUACUCCAUCAACGGGAUCCUGGGGAUCCCUCGCUCCAAUGGUGAGAAGAGGAAACGUGAUGAAGUUGAGGUAUACACUGAUCCUGCCCACAUUAGAGGAGGUGGAGGUUUGCAUCUGGUCUGGACUUUAAGAGAUGUGUCCGAGGGCUCAGUCCCCAAUGGAGACUCCCAGAGUGGCGUGGACAGUUUGCGGAAGCACUUGCGAGCUGACACCUUCACCCAGCAGCAGCUGGAAGCUUUGGAUCGAGUCUUUGAACGUCCUUCCUACCCUGACGUCUUCCAGGCAUCGGAGCACAUCAAAUCAGAACAGGGGAACGAGUACUCCCUCCCAGCCCUGACCCCUGGGCUUGAUGAAGUCAAGUCGAGUCUAUCUGCAUCCACCAACCCUGAGCUGGGCAGCAACGUGUCAGGCACGCAGACAUACCCCGUUGUGACCGGUCGUGACAUGGCGAGCACCACUCUGCCUGGUUACCCCCCUCACGUGCCCCCCACUGGCCAGGGAAGCUACCCCACCUCCACCCUGGCAGGAAUGGUGCCUGGGAGCGAGUUCUCCGGCAACCCGUACAGCCACCCCCAGUACACGGCCUACAACGAGGCUUGGAGAUUCAGCAACCCCGCCUUACUAAUGCCGCCCCCCGGGGCUCCGCCCCUGCCGCUGCUGCCGCUGCCUAUGACCGCCACUAGUUACCGCGGGGACCACAUCAAGCUUCAGGCCGACAGCUUCGGCCUGCACAUCGUGCCCGUCUGACCGCCCACCCCGGAGGGAGGGAGGACCGACGCGACGCGAUGCCUCCCGGCCACCGCCCAGCCC